UUCACGCUUGAUCUCUUCAUUUCUCUCUUUCUCUCUCUCUCUCUCUGUGUAAUUUUUCCUGGAAAUGAAGUUUGUAAGCUCGCGUACAAUCCUUGAAGGCAUCAAUUUUCAGCUUCGUCUGGGAAAUGUUUUGAGAACUUCCUCAUACUCAACCGCAACACGAAACCUCACAACAGAACGGAGAAGCUCGAACCCGUACUCAAACUCAAUGCGCGAUCUGUUCCUUCGUAUCACGCCGCUGGGAGACCCAACGGUCUCCAUUGUUCCCCUGCUCAAUCAAUGGGUCCAAGAAGGACGAACCGUAGAGAAAGAACAGCUCCAACUCUUCAUCAAAGAGUUGCGAUCCUUCAGACGAUUCACUCACGCUCUUCAGAUAUCUAUGUGGAUGACUGACAAAAGAUACCUUCGACUUACAGCUGGUGAUGUUGCCAUUCGGUUGGAUUUGAUUUCUAAAGUUCAUGGGGUAGAACAAGCAGAAAACUAUUUCAAUAACGUUCAAAAACAAUUUAGGAGCCUUCCUGUUUAUUCUGCUCUUCUCAACUGCUAUGCCAAUGCAAAAUCUGUGGAAAAAGCAGAGGCCACCAUGCAGGAAAUAAGUGAUUUGGGAUUGUUGCCUGUAGAACCACUGAUUUACAAUUCUAUGCUUAAUCUUUAUUAUAAGACUGGAAAUUACGAGAAAUUUGACUGUCUCAUACGUGAAAUGGAAGAAAAAGGCAUCGGUUAUAACAAAAGUUCAUUUUGCAUCCUUCUAAAUGCCUAUGCAGGUGCCUCCGAUGUUGAGGGAAUUGACAAGAUUGUAAACUUGAUGGAAUCCUAUCCCACUGUUCUCUUAGACUGGGAACUUUAUGCUACUGCAGCUAGUGGGUAUGCAAAAGCUGGGUUUUUGGACAAGUCUUUGCAAAUGCUGAAGAAAUCUGAGGGACUAAUAUCGCGUAAAAGCCACUCUAGUGCUGCUAAAGCAUACGAAAUUCUAUAAGACAGUAUGCAACAACUGGGCAGAAAAUGAAGUUUUAAGACUUUGGGAAAUCUACAAGAAGAAUUUUGCUGCUUACAAUAGAGGCUCAUAUCUAUCUAAAAUCUCUGUUAAAUUGAUGACCUGGAGAGUGCUGAGAAGAUUUUUGAGGAAUG
Pistacia vera is the source of this 1128-nucleotide messenger RNA. RefSeq names its product pentatricopeptide repeat-containing protein At2g20710, mitochondrial-like. NCBI's taxonomy places the organism in Eukaryota, Viridiplantae, Streptophyta, Magnoliopsida, Sapindales, Anacardiaceae. Gene Ontology annotation, molecular function: protein binding. Gene Ontology annotation, cellular component: mitochondrion. The transcript has 2 exons. The coding region runs from base 65 to 976 and encodes 303 amino acids. The record is from RefSeq and is a predicted model, not a curated record.